Messenger RNA from Drosophila biarmipes, 2059 nucleotides. RefSeq lists its product as uncharacterized. Gene Ontology annotation, molecular function: protein binding. NCBI's taxonomy places the organism in Eukaryota, Metazoa, Arthropoda, Insecta, Diptera, Drosophilidae. The coding region runs from base 433 to 1992 and encodes 519 amino acids. The record is from RefSeq and is a predicted model, not a curated record. The transcript is spliced from 6 exons.
UUCUUCAGUCUUUGCCAAAUCGCGAUCGUGAGAGGACGGAAGCGGAGAGAACGCAGAUUCUGUGCAUAAAGGUCCAAAGUGCUUUGUGCAAGUUGACCACUAAAUUGGGCACUAUCCAAGCCAAGCUUAGAGAAUAAAAAGCGUUUCAUCCGGUUGCGUUAGUUUUCCCAGAGUAAUUCGACGGUCAAGUCGAUGUGGCUUGGUGCUAGCCAAGAAUUUUCAGUCGGGAACCGGUUUCUGCGCUCCCACAAGUCCAGAACCCACACACCCAGAGAGCGGUACUAAGAGAGUUUGGGAGUAGGACCAGGAAAGAAAAACAUAAACAAACCAGCAGGACCAGAAUAAGUGUUUGAAGGGGGGCAUGGCAGCACGUGCACCGCAGCUCGAAUAAGUUCAAUAUUUCGAAUUCAACACCGCAGUUGCAGCGACAUCAUGAGUCUGCCCCAGUUAAUCGAAGAUCUUCAGCGCCUUUCGGAGGAUCAGGACAGUGCGGACGUGGUGUUUGUCUGCGGGAGAGAUGAGCGCAUCUACGCCCACAGAUUAAUGCUGAUGGCGCGCUGCAAGAGUUUCAAGACUGCGAAGAGGGGCGAAGUGUGCCGAAUUCCGGGGUGCACCGUUUCCCCCGCAGGAGCUUCCACUCCAACUACGAUACGCCUGCCCCACGUAAACCCGGAACUGUUCAGACAGUUUAUCUUGUACGUCUACACGGCCAAGUUGGUUCUGCAGGACUCGCAAGUAUUCCAAAUGAUGAUGAUGGCCCAGGACAUGGGUGUGGUUGAGCUGCGCACGGCCUGCGAGGAGCACGUUGUAUCCACUUUGUCCGUUGAUAAUGCCUGCACAUUUUUAACCGCCGUAAUGGACAUACACGAGAAAGCAGACUCCCUUUUAUUUCCAGGUGCAAAAUGUGCUGCCUCAUUCAUGGAACGCUGCAUUAUCUUUAUAGGCGAAAAUGCUAACGAGUGUGUCAAGACUAAUGCUUUCCUCACUUUAACCAAGGAGGCCAUUAUAAAGAUCAUUUCAUCCGACUACUUUUGCUUGGAGGAGGAGGAAGUGUGGCGCUGCGUUUUGUCCUGGGCCAAGUACCAGGCCGGAGUAACCCAACCAACUGCCCAUUGGACUGAGGAGGAGCGUGCUCGGGUCUGCCAGCAUUUAAGUGGUGUAAUGGGUCACGUACGUCUGCUUCUCAUCGAUAGCCAAGUUUUUGCGGAGGAAGUGGAACCCACAGGAGCUGUGCCCAUGGAACUAUCUUUAGAACGCUAUCGCUAUGCCGCUUUGCAUGCCAAUAAAAUUGUGGAUAAUGAUAAAAGAUUUCAGCCCCGCUUAGCUGUAGCAGUCAACAUGUUUCCUGGAUCCCAAAUUCUGAGGAAUGACAAUCUAUCACUACAGACAGUACUGAAUAAUUGGUGUGGCGUACCCAAGCAACCCUGGAGAUUGGUUUUCCGAGCAUCAACUCACGGAUUUGAUUCUGGUGCCUUUCAUCGUCAUUGUGACGGAGUGGCCCCCUGCAUGGUUAUUUGCUUGGGAUCGCAUGGAGAGAUCAGUGGUGGCUAUACAGACGUGGCCUGGGCUAAAACGAGUCGAAAAGGUGGUUAUGUCCAAUCCGAGCGGGCGUUUCUUUUUGCUCUAAAUCCUGCGAAUGGCGAACAGCCGGCUAGGUUCGACAUUUUAAAAAAACCGUAUGCUAUCUGCUAUCACCCUGAUUGCGGUCCCAUUUUUGGAGCUGGAGCGGACCUCCUUAUUUCCAGCAACUGUAAUACCAACAUGGACUCGUAUUCAAACCUUCCGCAUUCCUACGACGGAGCCAACGCUGCCCACUUGACGCUCUUUGGAGACUACAACUUUUCAAUCAACGACUAUGAGGUUUACACCCUAGCGUCGCCUUGUGGAAGUAGCACCAGUGGAACAAGUCACAGCAGUAGUCACAACCAGAACUUAUCAGCAAGUGGCCAAGCUCCUGGGGUGCCAUCAAAAGCAAAAUACGAUAGAUACUGAAAUUCGGAAGACAACUUGUAGUUGCAUCAGCUAUGCUGGCAAUAAACUAUUUCCUUGAACGAUCCGA